Molecule: messenger RNA, 1790 nt
Organism: Sardina pilchardus (European sardine)
Lineage: Eukaryota; Metazoa; Chordata; Actinopteri; Clupeiformes; Clupeidae
Exons: 15
Coding region: 445-1380 (311 amino acids)
Source: RefSeq, a predicted model, not a curated record
UGCAGCCUGGAAACUGUGCCUUCUACCAGUGAUCUCUCAACAUGUGCCACUCAGGGUGAUGAUGCCACUUGCAGCCUGGAAAAUGUGCCUUCUACCAGUGAUUUCCCAACAUGUGCCACUCAGGGUGAUGAUUCCACUUGCAGCCUGGAAAAUGUGCCUUCUACCAGUGAUUUCCCAACCAGUGAUCUCUCAACAUGUGCCACUCAGGGUGAUGAUGCCACUUGCAGCCUGGAAAAUGUGCCUUCUACCAGUGAUUUCCCAACCAGUGAUCUCUCAACAUAUGCCACUCAGGGUGAUGAUGCCACUUGCAGCCUGGAAAAUGUGCCUUCUACCAGUGAUUUCCCAACAUGUGCCACUCAGGGUGAGGAUGCCACUUGCAGCCUGGAAAAUGUGCCUUCUACCAGUGAUUUCCCAACCAGUGAUCUCUCAACAUGUGCCACUCAGAUGAAGUCAACCAUUAUUGCCUAUGAGGACUACACUGAAACUACUCCAGAUGAGGAUGAAGAUUAUAUUCCUUCCUCUGAAGAAUCCAGUUCUUCGGAAGGUUCUUCUGUUAUGCCGCCACCCAUAAUGAAAAGAAAGGCUAUUCAGAUGAAGUCCUCCAUUCCUGAUUAUCAAGAAUCCAGUUCUUCGGAAGGUUCUUCUGUUAUCAUUAUCAGGAGAGAGGUACUUAACAUGACGGAAACGGAAAUGGACCAGUUGGCUAAUUUCCUAGGACAUGACCUCGUUGUGCACAGAGAAUAUUACAGACUACCAGAGGGAACAUUGCAACUCGCAAAAAUCAGAAAGGUGCUGAUGUCUAUUGAACAAGGCCGACUAAUGGAAUUCAAAGGAAAAAAUCUCGAUGAAAUCGAAAUUCAACCUCACGAGAAAGUUCAGCUGCUAGAUGAGGGAAUGGAGGAUGAAGAACACGAGGACAUUGGUGUCCAACCAGCAGAUGAUGUCGGGUCACUUUCAGAGAUAUCCCUGCAAGAUACAGAUCAGCGGAGACCCAUGUCAUUUCCAGAAGAUGUCCGCUUGCUUUCCAAUGUAUCAUUGGAAGAUACAGCACAGCUGCAGCAUUCAAAAGAUGUCGGGUCACUUCCCGAUGUAUCCUUGCAAGAUACAGAACAGCUGGGACCCAUGUCAUUUCCAAAAGAGAAGCCACGUCACACUUCAAGUCCUAAAGCUCACUUUGUUCCAAAGAGAAAAUGGGAGACGAAGGAAGUGGAAGCAAUAGAAAAGCACUUGAGUACUUUUCUUAAAUCUUUACGUGUCCCAGGAAAACUAGACUGUGUUAGAUGCUUAGAAGCAGAGCCCACAGCUUUAAAAAACAGAAACUGGCAGGCUAUCAAAUUUUUUGUGCAUAAUCGAAUUGUUUCCCUCAAAAGAAAACUGUAAUUCUUGAAUUUCCUGUAAUCAGUUUGGAGUGAAUAAUAGUAGAGAGAAAAAGUAAUGCAGAGAGAAGCCAUUCUAGGCAUCUCAUGAGAGUGUUCGUAACGUAAGCUAUGGGUACAGUUUAUAGCAUAUGAUUUUUUUUUUUCUUUUUAAAUCUAUCAGUUGGUACCCACAACUGAUGUUUUAUCCUACCUCACCUUAAUUGGUUCCCACAAGUGACAUUUUUAUUUUGCCUCAAGUAUUUUGCAGUAGCUGAGUGUAUUCCGUGUCGUCUUAAGUUCCUUUGUAUGGUCUUCACAACGGAUGUUUUAUUCUACCUCAGCUUGCUAUGCAUUGUCCUAUUGAAGUUAUGUGUGUCUGUGUGUAGGACAGAAGUAAUUGUUUCCCUCAAAAGAAAACUGUAAUUCCUGCCA